AACAGUCCCGCGCGCUGCCGGUGUGUCCCUUUCUAAAGGUCCACUGUGCGCGGUCCAUGUGAGGGUCAGUGCGCUGGAAAGUUCGCACUGUGCGGACAGUUGUUCAGUGAAGCAGACACUCAGCAACACUUUUCAGCGAGCCAGCGGCUGUAGAGCCAUGUUCCAGUCGCAGUGCAUCACCCUUUUCUCCCUGUGCGCCUUGAUCUCUGGCUAUUCAGAAGAAGACAGAGUGCGUGAUCUAAUGUCUAGAUAUCCUCUUAUUGAUGGUCACAAUGAUCUUGCUCUUCAGCUGAGAAAACACUAUAAUAACCAGUUGAACCAUAUUAACUUCUAUGACAUUAAAGAAAUUGCCACUGACAUCAGCCGUCUCCAGGCUGGUCAUGUCCAGGGACAGAUGUUUUCAGUGUAUGUGCUGUGUGGAGCUCAGGAGAAAGAUGCUGUGAGGCUCACACUGGAACAAAUAGAUGUGCUGAAACGAAUGUGCACACAGAAUAAAGACUUUGAGCUGGUCACAUCCACACAGGAACUGAGAGACUCUCACCUGAAGCAUAAGAUAGCGUGUAUGCUGAGUGUCGAGGGAGGACACUCCAUUGACAGCAGCCUGCCAGUUCUGCGGAUGUUUUACCAACUCGGGGUUCGGUCCAUGGCUCUCACACACACAUGCAACACACCAUGGGCUGAAUCAUCUUCCAAACGAUACAGUUUUUAUCAAAGACAAAACAACAGCUUGACAACUUUUGGAAGAGCUGUGGUAGAGGAGAUGAACCGGCUGGGCAUGAUCAUAGACCUCUCCCACACUUCAUGGGGAACAGCUCAAGCAGUGCUAAAACUUUCAAAAGCCCCUGUGAUUUUCAGCCAUUCGUCUUCAUAUAGUUUAUGUAACAGUGACCGCAAUGUACCCGAUUGGAUGUUGAAAGAACUGAAAAAGAACCGGGGUCUGAUCAUGGUUAAUUUUCAUUCUAAUUUCAUUUCCUGUAAAAGGGAGGCAAACAUAUCUCUUGUGGCUGAUCAUUUCGAUCAUAUUAAGAAUAUAAUUGGUGUAGAUUCAAUAGGAAUUGGAAGUGACUUUGAGGGUGCUAUAAGCUUUCCCAAGGGGUUAGAUGAUGUAUCAAAGUAUCCCGCCUUGAUCAAGGAAUUACUGCAGAGGAACUGGACUGAGCAAGAAUUGGCGGAUAUUCUUCGACGAAACUUCGUGAGAGUUUUUGAUGAAGUGGAAAAGAUGCGUGACAAAAUGGUCAUGGAGCCGCCCAGUGAGGUGCAGAUCAGUCUGGAGGAAGUGCACAACCCCUGCAGGCUGGUGUUGAGGCACCCAGACUCACCCUCCGCCUCUGACCAACAUGGACCAUCAGCGCUGCACAUUCUUUUAACUGCAGUCCUGCUUCUUUCUACUCUCUCUUUACUGUAAUGAUCUGUAUGCGAUUAGAGAUUCAUAUGUAAAUUACUUGCAUGCAGCAAUAAAUUGAUAAAAUUACAGUUGCUGUUAAAUAGCCAUAG
Molecule: messenger RNA, 1494 nt
Organism: Periophthalmus magnuspinnatus
Lineage: Eukaryota; Metazoa; Chordata; Actinopteri; Gobiiformes; Gobiidae
Gene: dpep2
Product: dipeptidase 2
Exons: 11
Coding region: 158-1405 (415 amino acids)
Biological process (GO): proteolysis
Molecular function (GO): metallodipeptidase activity
Source: RefSeq, a predicted model, not a curated record